Molecule: messenger RNA, 1782 nt
Organism: Chlorella variabilis
Lineage: Eukaryota; Viridiplantae; Chlorophyta; Trebouxiophyceae; Chlorellales; Chlorellaceae
Exons: 12
Coding region: 1-1782 (593 amino acids)
Cellular component (GO): membrane
Molecular function (GO): glycosyltransferase activity
Source: RefSeq, a predicted model, not a curated record
AUGCUGCCGCUGAAGCCGCGCUCACCACUGGGGCGCCAGCACCUGCAGCCUGGGCUGCCUCGCAGUCACUCGUACAAUGCGCUCAGCCGGCCGUCGGGCCUGGAGGGCCCGUUUGAUCGCCUGCUGCGCAUGCGCGUGAUGCGCAGCACGCUGCUACUCCUCAUCAGCAUGGUGCUGGCCACCAACAUCGUGUGGGCGGCGCAGGCGGUGGCAGCCUGGCAUCGCGGCUUGGGCCAAUCGGCCUCCAGCCAGCAGCAGCUGCUCCUCCAGCGGCUCAACAACACCACACUAUCUGUGGAGGUCAGCCGAGUGGGCGCAGGCGAGGGCGAGCACAGCACAUAUGUGGUGAAUGCUCAACUGGUGGACAGGGACAGCAGCGGCCAGGCCAGCAGCGCGAGCAAGCAGGAGGCAGCGGGAGCCGCAGCGGCGGUGGCUGCCAGCGAUGCCCCUAACAAGCGGGAAGAGGAGCAGCCACAGCAGCAGCAGCACGUGCAGGACCAGCAGGAGCAGCAAGCAAUUGGUGGUGGCCUGGUGGCUCAAUUGAAGGGUGUUGGCUCGGCGCUGGGGCUGAUUGCACCCAUCAAGGACGCCCGCGACAUGCUGCCAUCCAAGCAGCUUCGCGAUGCUGCCUGCCCGACGGCUGCUGCACCUGCUGACGAGAUGGCGACUGGGCAGCAGCAGCCGGAGGAGAUGCUGGGCGGUCCAGCUCAGGAGCCACAGCAGGGCCUGGGGCAUGCGCAGACAGCCGCCUCUGCCGUGGCCGCCGCCUGUGGCUGGGAUGCAGCAGCUGCCCGGCAGAUGUCGACUGGCAGCGGCAGCGCUAUCCAGCAGCAGCACCUCUACAGCGUUUACAUCCACGCGCCGCCCGACAUCCAAGAUGAGGAUCUGCCGGAGCUCUUUCGAGGGCAUCUGGUCUCAGACCGCCUGCUGCCAGAGUGGGGCAGUCACCAGUUGGUGGAGGCCACACGAAGCUUGCUGUGGGAGGCGUUUAAGGAUCCCCUGAACCAGCGGUUUGUGCUGGUGAGCGAAAGCGACAUACCGCUGUACGACCCGCUCACCCUGCACCAACAGCUGCUGGCGGAGGACAAGUCGCGGGUCAACCUGUGCCGCCACUCUGCGCCCACCGACACGCGGCGGUGGAGCUGGCGCAUGUCGGGACCUGCCCUCAAGUCGUGGCACUGGCGCAAGUCCAGCCAGUGGUUUGGCAUGCUGAGGAAGCACGUGGAGGUUGUGCUGGAGGAUGUGGAGGUGUUCCGGAAGUUUGAGGAGCACUGCAAAAACUUCUGGGAUGGUGACUACAAGCGCUGGCGGGACUGCUUCUCAGAUGAGCACUACAUCCCCACCCUGUUGGCCUCCAAGGGCCUGGACGAGGAGAGCUUCUGCCACAUCGAUGGCGUCGUUGCAACCGACUGGAGCGCGGGCGGCCCACACCCCAAGACCUACAAGUCCUGGGAGACGAGGCCAGGGCUGAUUCGCAAGGCCCAGGGACUGGAUCGGGGUUGCAAUGCUAGUGCAGCCAUUGCAGAUGCGCACCGCCGGUAUGUGCCCAAGCAGGCAGCAUUCGGCGCCAGCAGCAGCCGGCUGUGUGACACCACCCUGGCAGACCUUGCCGCCUAUGCACAUGCCCUGCCUGGCAACUGCAGCCUGACUGCACGCAAGGCAAGUCUAGCUCAGCAGACAGGCUGUCUGUUCCCCAAGCCCACCGUGCGCGCCGUCCACCGGCUGUUCACCGACUGCCGUAGCAAGCUGCAGCUGCUCGGCCCUGGCGCGUGCAAGCCCUGA